Molecule: messenger RNA, 1110 nt
Organism: Capsella rubella
Lineage: Eukaryota; Viridiplantae; Streptophyta; Magnoliopsida; Brassicales; Brassicaceae
Product: RNA polymerase II C-terminal domain phosphatase-like 4
Exons: 1
Coding region: 15-899 (294 amino acids)
Cellular component (GO): nucleus
Molecular function (GO): RNA polymerase II CTD heptapeptide repeat phosphatase activity
Source: RefSeq, a predicted model, not a curated record
AAUCGAAAGGAAUCAUGUUUGUAGUUGAAAACGUUUUCAUGGAAUUCGAACCGGCGUUCAACGAGUCGUCCUCAUCACUGUCGUCAUCUCGUAGUAGCUGCGGUCACUGGUACGUUCGUUACGGAGUCUGCAUCGCCUGUAAAUCGACGGUAAACGAACGUCAAGGCCGAGCAUUCAACUAUCUCCUCCAAGGUUUGCAGCUAAGCUACGAAGCAGCAGCGUUCACUAAGCGCUUUACAACGCGAUUCUAUCUUCAGAACGAGAAGAAGCUUCACCUUGUCCUUGACUUGGACCACACGCUUAUCCACUCUGUUAGGGUUUCACUUCUCUCCGAAACAGAUAAGCAUCUAGUCGAAGAAGCGGGUUCGAAGGAAGAUCUAUGGAGGUUGGACGCCGAAUUCUUGACGAAGCUACGGCCUUUCCUUCACGAGUUUUUGAAGGAAGCCAGCGAGAUGUUCACAAUGUAUGUUUAUACAAUGGGUAAUCGAACAUACGCCAAAUCCGUGUUGAAACUGAUUGAUCCCAAGAGAAUAUAUUUCGGGGAUAGAGUGAUAACAAGAGACGAGAGUCCUUAUGUUAAGACGCUUGAUUUGGUUUUAGCUGAGGAGCGUGGAGUGGUCAUUGUGGAUGAUACGCGUGAUGUUUGGACCCAUCACCAGAGUAACCUAGUGGAGAUUAACGAGUACCACUAUUUCGGAGUCAAUGACCCAGAAGAGUCAGAGUCUUACACUGAGGAGAAGAGAGACGAGAGUAAAAGCGAUGGUGAAUUAGCUAAAGUUCUGAAAUUACUCAAAGAUGUUCACUGUGGAUUCUUCAAAGUCAAGGAAGAUUUAGAGUCACAAGACGUCAGGUUUCUGCUACAAGAAAUAGAUUUCAGACUUCUCACAAACGACGUUUGAUUUUGGGUCUUGGCUGAUGUGCGCCGAGUGGUUAUUAUUGUGGAUCUUACGCGUGAGUUUUGGGUCCAUGACAAGUGUAACUUAGUGGAGAUUAGCAUGUACAAAUAUGUCUUUUUUUAAUGUAUGUAAUAACUUCAGCUUUUUAUGUUCUCUGUCAGAAACAGGGUAUGAUUUGUAUAGUUUCAUCUAUUGAUGUUUGGUUUCCCUAAUA